AUGUCGCUACUCGACCUGCCCUCGGAAUUACUCCUAGCGGUAGCAUCCCUGGAGACAGAACGAGAUAUCAACUCAUUAUGUCAGACCAACCGGCGACUUUAUUUUCUUCUUAAUCCGUACCUCUAUCGCAUCAACUCUUGCACCUCGAGACCUGCACUGGUAUGGGCGACUUUGCAUGGAAAUGAGAAUACAGCUCGAAUGUCAAUUCAAGCAGGGGCUGAAACUGGAUGGACAGAUUCCGGCGGCCGGGGACUACUAUGCCGGGCAGCACUGAGUCGUCAUGAGGCCAUAGUGAGGCUAUUACUCGACACAGGGAAGGUAAAUGCUGAUUUGAAGGACUCCGAGGGGCGAACGCCAUUGUCUUGGGCCGCUUCGAGUGGUUACAAGGCGGCAGUGCAGCUGUUACUUAGGACUGGAAAUGUUCACGUGGACUCAAAAGACUACGAAGGUCGAACACCAUUGUCCCAAGCCGCGGAACAUGGCCGUACGGAGGUCAUGAGAUUGCUACUCGACACUAGGAAGGUGGAACUGGAUUCGAAAGACGUCGACGGUCUAACACCAUUAUCCUGGGCUGCAGAGUCGAGCCAUGAGGCGGUGAUGAAGUUGUUAAUCGAGACGGGGAAGGUGAACGUGGACUCGAAAGACUCUGAGGGUCUGACGCCAUUGUCCCGGGUCGCGUCAAAUGGUUCUAAGGCGGCAGUGCAGUUGUUACUUCGGACUGGAAAGGUGGACGUGGACUCAAAAGACAACACGGGCCGAACACCAUUGUCCUGGGCCGCGCAAUUUGGCUGCGAGGAGGUCGUAAAACUGCUACUCCAGACUAGUGAGGUGGACGUGGGCUCAGAAGACAACGAGGGCCGAACACCAUUGUCCCGUGCUGCGGAAUAUAGCCGUUUGGAGAUCGUGAGAUUGCUACUCGAGUUUUGA
This is a messenger RNA of Penicillium egyptiacum, 927 nucleotides long. The record is from the annotation of a GenBank genome assembly. Lineage: Eukaryota; Fungi; Ascomycota; Eurotiomycetes; Eurotiales; Aspergillaceae.